Molecule: messenger RNA, 2679 nt
Organism: Purpureocillium takamizusanense
Lineage: Eukaryota; Fungi; Ascomycota; Sordariomycetes; Hypocreales; Ophiocordycipitaceae
Exons: 3
Coding region: 1-2679 (892 amino acids)
Biological process (GO): proteolysis
Cellular component (GO): cell wall; cytosol; membrane
Molecular function (GO): serine-type endopeptidase activity; tripeptidyl-peptidase activity
Source: RefSeq, a predicted model, not a curated record
AUGGUGCGCGUGUCGACCUUGACGUCGCUCCUGGCGGUGGCGUCGGCGGCGCUGGCUGAGAGACGCUUUAUCCCUGGUGCUUACAUUUUCGAAGUGGAGGAUGGACAUGAUACGGCAUCCGUGGCGCAGGAAGUUAGCAGCCAUGGCACUACGCGCAUGCAUCUCAACUACAAGCUGUUCAAGGGCGUCUCUGUGCAGCUGCACGAUAUGAAAAACCACAAAGAGACGGCGGCUAAGCUUGCUUCCACGCCGGGCAUCAAGAAGGUGUGGCCCAUUGAGAUUCACGACCUCCCUGAUGACACAAUGGGCCGAAGCGUGAAUCUUAAAGACUGGGAUAUUGGAGGCAAGCCCGACUGGAAGCUGUCGAGGCGAGACGUCAUGAAUGACACGGACAUUUGGCCGCCGCACGUCAUGACACAAGUUGAAAAGCUCCGAGCCAAGGGCAUCACGGGCAAAGGAAUCAAGUUGGCCAUCGUCGACACCGGCGUUGACUACACCCAUCCGGCGCUGGGCGGUUGCUUUGGCGAGGGCUGCCGCGUAUCGUUUGGUUACGAUCUGGUAGGCGAUCACUACACCGGGGACAACAUCCCCGUGCCCGACCCCGACCCAAAAGACUGCGCCGGCCAUGGCACGCACGUCAGCGGUAUCAUCGCCGCCAAGGACGAGUUUCUACACUUCACCGGCGCGGCGCCGGACGUCACGCUUGGCAUGUACCGCGUCUUCGGGUGUCCCGCGGUGGGCGCGGGCGACGACGUGCUCAUCGCCGCGUUCAACAUGGCUUUCGAAGCCGGAGCCGACAUCAUCACCGCUUCCAUCGGCGGCAACAGCGGCUGGUCCGAGAACGUCUGGAGCGUUGCCGUUUCGCGCAUCGUAGAGCAAGGCGUGGUUUGCACCCUCGCAGCAGGCAACGACGGCUCCCGUGGCGUGUUCGACGCCUCCGAGGCCGCCGACGGCAAGGGCGUAACGGCCGUUGCGUCCUUUGAAAAUACCGACUUCGCCGACUUCGGGUACCCGUCGACGUAUUCCAUCGACGGCGGCGAGAGCAAGGUGUUUGUCAACGCGCCGGCCAACAUUUACAACUGGACGGCCAUUACCACGACGCCAAUGCCCCUGUACCCCCUGAGCCUUGAGAUCAACCAGCCAGAUGCUUGCGAUCCCCUCCCGGAUAGUACACCAGACUUGAGCAAUUACAUCGUCCUCGUUAGCGGCGAAUGCAAGGCAGCAUGCCUCGAGCAAGACAAGGCCUUUAACCUUGCCGCCAAGGGCGUAAAGUAUAUCAUCCUCUAUGACACCUGGGAGGACUACACUCUCUACAGAUACUUUCUCGGGGAUGCCAACAUCACUGCGGCUGCCACAGUUCCCGCGCGCACAGGUCGAAAAUGGGUCAAGGCCAUCAAGGAGGGUCACAACGUGACCGUGUUGAUGAAGUUUCCCAAGAAUGAGGACCGCCAGCUCGCCUUUGAGAAGCGGACUGACGUGGGCGGCUACCUGAGCGGAUUUACCUCCUGGGGCCCCAGCUGGGAAAUGGAUACGAAGCCACUUCUCGGUGCGCCGGGUGGUGCCAUCUGGUCGACCUGGGUCGGGGGCUAUACCACGGCCUCGGGCACGUCGAUGGCGACGCCCAUCACCGCGGCCAUCAUGGCCCUCAUCCUACAGAUCCGCGGUUCCACGGCUCCGAGGUUCCUAGAGAAUCUUGUCGCCUCGAAUGCGAAGCCUCAAAUUUGGUACGAUGGCAAGAAGGCCUACCCUGGCGACCUGGCCCCCGUUCCGCAGCAAGGCGCCGGGCUAGUCCAGGCUUACGACGCCGCCUUCGCCACCACCUUGUUAGAUCCUUCGAGCAUUUCCUUCAACGACACUGACAACUUUGUCAAGGAUCAUGAGAUCGUUAUCACGAACAAGGGAAGCUCCGAGGUGACGCAUAACAUCGGUCAUGUGCCUGCUCUCACAGCCUACACCUUGAACAAAACCAGCAUCUGGGCGACCAAAUUCCCUCCCGAGGUCUCGAGAGAUUAUGCUACGCUAGACAUCUCGGACUCCAAGGUCACACUCAAGCCGGGACAUCGCAAAACCAUUAGCGUGUCGGCUCGACCCCCAACGGGUAUGGAUGAAAAGCGUCUUCCCGUCUGGUCUGGUUACAUCAUCGUCAACGGCACCGACGGGUCAGCCCUCUCUCUGCCCUACCAAGGCGUGUCCGGUUCUCUCAAAGGCUCAACUACACUGGGACCAGAGUAUGGCUGGGUAUCAUGGUCCAACCAGACCGCGGCAAAGUACACAAAUCCUAGCCGCGUCCCUGUCAACUACACUUUCACGCUGCCGCAGCCAGGUUCGGGCGCAAAAGUCUUGCAACCCAUGCUAACUUUUAACCUCGCCCUUGGCACGCGGCUGAUGAGGGCUGACCUUGUGCCCAUGAUCACAUGCCCACCCAAGAAUUUGACCGUCGACGAUCCGCUCGGGGGCAAGUUUAAGACAAUUGGCCAGGCGCAUUCCUUCCCCAUGACCAUGAUGCCCCGUGGCUUGAACAAGGUUGUUUGGGAUGGUUCUCUCGACAGCGGUGAAUAUGCACCCGCUGGGAAGUACAAGAUCAUCUAUCGCGCUCUGGGCGUCUACGGCAACCCGUCUAAGCUCGAGGAUUAUAAUGUGGCCGAGUCUCAGCCCUUCAGGAUCGCGUACGCAUCUUGA